AUGAGUUCGCGGCGUCAUUCUCACGAGAGCGUCGACCCCCUCGACCAUAUCCCUUACCCACAAGACGACACCGACCAGUGUUCCGUGAGAGCUCCCUCUCUAUUGCCGAUGAGCGCUGAACAAUUCCGCGUCAUACGCGCUGACUUUGUCCUCAAGUUAAGGCAGUGGCGCCGCGGCCAAGCGAGCCAAAAAACACCGACUCAAAUCGCGGAAAUUCUGGAAUACAUGGCUGAUGACGUUGACCAUUUCAAGACUGCCGCCACAGGUGAUACAGGAAUCUGCUUCUCGCCCAAAUGCGACCUGAUUAAGCAUGAGCUCUUGAAGCUGAUUCAGCGGCUUCAACGGGCCUCAUCAAUAGACCGUGAAACCACAGAGAUCAUGGCUUAUAUUGGGGCUGCGAUCGGCCGACUGACGCUCGAUGGUCGAUCUCAGAUUCACGAUGUCAAGGAUCUUGAAGCCGCAACCUCAACGCUUAUAUUCCACCGGAAUCAUAAGCUUCAUGGGUGGAUGUGGGUGUUUCCAGUGCCGUACUGCGUGGACUGGGUAGAGGUGGACUAG
Penicillium oxalicum is the source of this 558-nucleotide messenger RNA. RefSeq lists its product as uncharacterized. The coding region runs from base 1 to 558 and encodes 185 amino acids. The record is from RefSeq and is a predicted model, not a curated record. Lineage: Eukaryota; Fungi; Ascomycota; Eurotiomycetes; Eurotiales; Aspergillaceae. The transcript is spliced from 2 exons.